Macroventuria anomochaeta is the source of this 1120-nucleotide messenger RNA. RefSeq lists its product as uncharacterized. The record is from RefSeq and is a predicted model, not a curated record. Lineage: Eukaryota; Fungi; Ascomycota; Dothideomycetes; Pleosporales; Didymellaceae. The coding region runs from base 274 to 873 and encodes 199 amino acids. The transcript is spliced from 3 exons.
GAACAACUUUGUGAAAUGUAUUGUUGAGGGUGAGUUGGUAUAUAAGCCACCUAGCUUUCGACCGUAAGAGAAGCAUCAAACACAUCACCAGCCAGCUCAUCAAUUCAGUCUCCUUUCCUCUUUUACUUUGCAAUUUCCUUGUUUCCUUGGUCAAAUCUCCUUCUCUCAGCUUUCUUCAAUCUUCACGAAAAGCGUUGAUCGCAUUCAAUCUUUCUCACGACUCCUUGGUCUUCACAACUUUCAGCAAUCUUUCCACCAUCCACAACCGCCAACAUGCCUGUCCCCAGCUACGGUACCAUGCCUCUAAGCAAGAUGUUUCUCCUCGUCCGCAUCCUCCAGGCCCUCUGCAUGGUCAUCAUUAUCGGCAUCUGCAGCAACUUCGUUCAGAUGAUCGUCGUUACCGGCGCCGAGCCGCCCAAGGAGUUCGUCGGCACCCUCAGCGUCACGUGCAUCGCAACCCUCUACGUCAUGGUCAGCAUCGGCUACUACUGGUCCUUCGCCAACCUCGGACUGCUCGUCAUGGCCUCCAUCGACUCUCUCCUGCUCAUUGCGUUCAUCGUCUGCGCCGUUACGCUCGGCAAGCCCAUGAGCUAUCUCAACUGCUAUGUCAUCGGCAAGUCGAGCUAUGAGGUUGACGCAGCCAACGCCUACGCGUUUGUCACCUCUGCGAGCCAGAAUAUAAAGGAGUGGAGUGGUUCAAGUGUUUGGAACUGGGCGGGUGCGACAAAGAACAACUGCUUCCAGGGCAAAACUGUCUGGGGUCUCAGCAUCGCUCUCUGUAUCCUCUUCACUACUUCUUGUGCCCUCCUGCCUACCCUCUGGUACAAGAACAAGAAGGCCACGCCUGCGCCCAAAGCCGUCGAGGAGGCUUAAGUGCUCAGCUGGAUCGGCACCACCGCACUUCUUCAACUGUCACGGUCAUCCAAGGCGACCCUGUCAUCGUCAUCGAGGGGAGUCUGGCUCUUGACUGAUACUCUUAUCUUCCAACGUGUUCUCCAAACUCAUAAAAUAUGCGUUGCGCGGCGUUUGGAUCUGUUUUCCUACUGUCGCUACCGAUUUACACGAUGCAAAUACUGCAGGCCGAUAGUCAUAAUGAAUCAAAAUCAUUUGUUGAGUGAGA